AAUAAAGACACAUUAAGUCGAAAUACAUUUAACAACAGAUAUAAAAUUGUGAUAUUUGAAUGAAUACAUUCCACAUGCUGUAUUUUGCUGUAUUUUUUGUUUUUGUGUUACACCAAGAAAUAUUUUGUUAUCCAUCAGAUUUGUCACAAGAAAACAAUAUUAUAAAGCCGCUAGGUGGAAUUGGAGAUGCCAUAACAGACACUAUUAAAAAUUUCUUUAAGGCAAAAACACCAAUGGAUGACUUUCCUGAUUCAGGAAGAAAGCAAGCAGUUUUAGAACUUCAAACAAAGGAAUCCCUUCCAAUACAAUUGGACUACAAAUACGCUGGUCUACAAGGAUUAGUGGCUGGUAUAUUUAAUCCAAAACCUGUCGUAGAUGUAACUGAAGAACAUGAAAAAUAUGGAAAUGAUGGAGGUGCUGGUAGAAAAGUAGGAACUGCUGUAGUUGGGGGAUUUGAAGGCUUUUCUAAUGGAUUAAAUGCUGCUGCAGAGUUUCCAUUUGUUGCAGCUAAAGAAUUUGGAAAGAAAAUAACUACAUCUUUAAAUAUCGUUGGAGGAAAACUUGUUGGACUUUCUUAGAUAAUAAGUUAAUUUAUAAUAAAACUUUGGAAAUAAAAU
This is a messenger RNA of Psylliodes chrysocephalus, 617 nucleotides long. The record is from the annotation of a GenBank genome assembly. Lineage: Eukaryota; Metazoa; Arthropoda; Insecta; Coleoptera; Chrysomelidae.